Trypanosoma theileri is the source of this 2082-nucleotide messenger RNA. RefSeq lists its product as uncharacterized. The annotation marks the transcript as partial. Lineage: Eukaryota; Euglenozoa; Kinetoplastea; Trypanosomatida; Trypanosomatidae. The transcript has a single exon. The record is from RefSeq and is a predicted model, not a curated record.
CAGAAGUCUUCCGAGGAUGAUGCACAUACCAAGGAAACUCUAGAGGAUAACAACGAUGAGAAAGAACAACUUCCCGAGCACCAGCGGCAGCGGGAGAAGCAGCAAGAUGGGUUUGUGUGUGAUGAUCGUCUUCGCAUUGCUGCUUUAGAGCAUGAGUCAAACCACGUGUCUAUUGUCAAGCGUUUGCUGCUAUUAUCCGAGUCUGAACUCACGGCUGAAGCGCAUGAAUUGUAUACGCACAGGAGUGAUAUUCUGGAGAUGAUAGAAGCAACAUCAAAUGCAUCAUUAAAUACAACAAAUGCGAGUGAAAAAAUAUCAAAAGGAGUGCUUCUGUUAAUAUGUCUUCUUUUACUUAUUUUGGUGGCAGUUGUUUGUUUUGCUGCUAUGGCGUAUUGUUAUUAUAGUGCGAAACCAGCAUGUUGUAAUCGUCGCGAGUGUGAAAAAGAUUUAUUAACUGUAGUAGAAACAAUAACACCAGAAAUGAUGCGGUGGAAUUCAGCCCGUGAUCUUUUGCUACUUGAUACUCUUGAUGCUCGUUGCUCAGUUUUCUUUUCUGCGGCGAGUACCUCUAUUUCUUAUUUUGGUGCUCUUUCUGCUGCUCGUUCUGCUACUCUGCGGUGGCAGCCUAAGUGUCUUGCAAAUGUAGUUAAUGCUUAUUUUCAUACUUGUGAGAUGUACUAUGUAGAUUUGUUGAGGGCCAUAACUUCACGUGAGUGCAUUGAAGAGGAGUUAUAUGUAAAGGACACACUACACAUGUAUACAAUUCACAAAUUGAAACAGGAACAAGAGUUGCAGAAGUUACUACUACAGGAAGAAGAGGAACGCGCUACACUGAAGUUCAAUGAGACAGAAGAGGUGAGUAAUGUGUGGAAACACAUGGUAGUGGUAUUACAGUUACAAUUGCAGCAGCAUUACUAUCAACAACAAAAAGAAGAGAAAGAGAAGGAAGAGAGAAGCAUUACGGAAGGAAGAGAAGAAGUUACAUCUGAUGUUAAGAUGGUAACAUCUCCCACUGAAGAUGCUGUGAUGGAGAGAAGUAUGAAGAAUCGAACUAACAAUAAUGAUGAAGAGAGUAGUAAUAGUAGUAUGAAUGCUAAUAAUGGGACGGAUCUGGAGCAGCUUCUCCGUGAUAUGUUACUUAAAGAAAACCGUGAGAAACAUGAAUUGAUGUUAGAACUGCAGUUACUACGUCAUCAAGUUCAGCACCUGCAGGAACGGGGAAUAGUCAAAGCAGGAACCCUCAGUACGAGCCGUGCAGCCUCUUUACCAAUAAUUCCUAUGGAUUACGGGAAGUUUACGAUGGACAGUGACUAUUCCGAUGAGGCACAAGGGAAGGGUGUUUGUUUGACAAGAGCAACUGAUAGAGAAGGGGAAUGCAAACUAUUGGUAUCUCCUACAUUGACGUCUAUAACACCAAAAACAAAAAUAUUAGGAACUACGAUAUCACCAGAAGAGAAAUGUUUGACCGGAACGGAUAUAUCUGGUCUUGUUCCAUGUACAUCAGAAGGCUAUAAUCGAUUGUUACUAUCACCUCAACAACCACAACCAUCAGAAGAAAAGAUAGAAUGUGUAUCCCCAUCACAUCAUUCUUUAUAUCCUUCAGUAGAAGCGGAGGAAGUUCAUGUCGGUGAUGAUGAUAACGCAGAGAAACACUUUCGACACGUUCAUGUUGCACUUGUGGAAUCUCCGCUGGUUCAUCCCUUAAUUACUACUACUUCUUCUACUAUGCAGGAUGAGGAGAGCAAUCUAACGGUCUCACGAGAACUGGCACGGCCCAGCGGCAGUAAUCCACCUUCCGUAGUAAAGUUAACAUAUCCUGUUUCUACGUGUACGACCGCAUCCUCUGAGUCUACCGUUUCAACUGAAAAUACAUUGAAUGAGGCACAAACUGCAGAAGAAGGAAGGAGAGGAGAAGUCGUAGGCGUCAUCGCAACUCCAUCAAUAACAGCAACGACCACCACCACAAGAAAUAGUCUUAGUGCGAAUCCAGUAAAUGCCGUUACCAUGUGCCGUCGAAACCACGAUACGCGUCGUUAUCACGGGAACGAUUGGUCAGAUCUCCAGGAGGGAGGGAAUAACUAA